This is a messenger RNA of Eucalyptus grandis, 3414 nucleotides long. RefSeq names its product putative disease resistance protein At3g14460. The record is from RefSeq and is a predicted model, not a curated record. The transcript has 4 exons. Bases 61 to 2625 code for a protein of 854 amino acids. NCBI's taxonomy places the organism in Eukaryota, Viridiplantae, Streptophyta, Magnoliopsida, Myrtales, Myrtaceae.
UAUGCAUCAUUCAUCCCAUCGUGGUAUGUUACAUCAAAAUGCUUGAAACCAUAUCAAGGAAUGAAGGCACUAAGAAGUUUAAUUCUGGUGCGUGAUGGAUCUUGUGGGGGCUCUUUCUUUAUUUCCAACAAGGUGCUACAUGACUUGCUAAUAAACUUGAAGUACUUGAGAGUAUUCUCGUUAUGUCGUUGUAACAUCGUAGAGGUACCGAAUUGUAUUGGUGAUUUAAAACAUCUUCGAUACCUCAAUUUCUCGUACACUCAUAUUGAGAGGCUACCUGAGUCAAUUGGCGCCUUGUGCAAAUUACAAGCUUUGAUUUUAAGAGGUUGUCAAAAGCUUUCAAAGUUGCCUCAAGGUAUCACAAAGUUAGUCAGCUUACAGUUUCUUGAUAUUAGAGAUACAAAGAGUCUAAAAGAGAUGCCGUUGAGUAUCAAUAAUUUAAAGAAUCUUAUUAUGUUGUCCAAAUUUGUGGUAGGACUUGAGAAAGGGUCGCAGUUGAAAGAGUUAAAGAACUUGCCACAUCUUGAAGGAGAAUUAUUCAUAUCAGAAUUGCAAAAGGUGAAAAAAGUUACAGAUGCAGUUGAUGCUAAUUUGCUUCGAAAGCUAGGCCUUACCAACUUAUCCUUGCAUUGGGGUGAACAUUUGGGAGAUCUCCAAAAUCAUGAGCGCGAAGCACAAGUGCUUGACUCUCUGCGACCUCACAUUAAUCUUGAAAAUCUCGCUAUUUUGAACUAUCGUGGUGUAGUAUUCCCAUCAUGGUUAGAUUGUACAUCCUAUUAUAAAAUAGUGUCUUUAUGCUUGUGGGAUUGUCCUAAUGUUAUGUCGCUGUCUAUGAUUGGACAACUACCUUCACUUAAGGAAUUAUCUCUUAAAGGUCUACAUGCAAUAAGAAUGAUAGGCUUUGAAUUUUACGGAGGUACAAGACCUUUUUCAUCCUUAACCACUUUGAAGUUCGAAGAGAUGUUGGCAUGGAAGGAUUGGUCUCCUUAUGCUGGGCGCCCAAAAGAAGAAGUCUCAUUCUCCUGUCUUAAGCAUCUUGUUGUUCGGGGCUGUCCUUCAUUGGAGAGGACAUUGCCUUGUCAACUUGAUCGUCUCACAAAGCUUGAAAUUCAUUCAUGUCCGCAUUUGAAAAACUCAACCAAUGAUGUUUGUCUUCCAUCUCUCCAUGAGUUGUUCCUCGAGGAUUGUAACAAAGAGAUCUUGAAGAGCUUGAUAAACCUAACUUCUUUGACCAUUCUUACAAUUAAGAAUCUUGCAGAGUUUGUUUGCUUUGAUCUUGGGUUUAUGAGCCACUUGAUCAAGCUAAAGGAGCUUCAUAUAGGAGGGUGCAACCAGUUAAAAUAUUUGUGGCGAGAUGGAAAUGAAAUGCUAAAUCUUACUUGCCUCCAGGAAUUAACCAUCGUAAGUUGUCCUCAGUUCACAUCAUUCAUGGCAGGAGAAACAGAAAUAGAGCUGCCAUGCAACCUUGAAAAGAUGAAAUUGAGUAAUUGCACCAGUUUAGAAAAGCUUCCGAGCAAGAUGUACACACUCAGUUAUUUGUCUAUUGAACGGUGUCCAAAACUCAUAAUGCCAACCAUUUCUUCAUAUGACCCCAAUAGCAACAACCCAAUAUCUCAACUUCAAUCUUCAUGUACAAGUAAAUGUGAUUCUCUGACAUGUUGUCCCUCUACCAAAGAUAGACUUGCUACUCUAAAGACAUUUUAUAUUAAAUACUGCGAGGGAGUGGAAUCACUGGAAGAAAUCACCAUAGAAUCACUCGAAUUUAUGGGAAUUCGCAAUUGUUGGAAUCUAAGAAGCCUACCACAAUUCCUUCACACGCUCUCCCAUCUCACUGGAUUGAGUAUAAGUGACUGUUGUGAGAUAGAGGACUUUCCUCCCCUUCCCCUCACUCUAUCAAGCCUUACACUUGAGAGAUGUCCGAAGAUAAAGUCUAUCACUAGUAUCACGAGUUGUAACAAUCUCACUUCUUUGGAUAUAAUUGGGUGCGGGGCAUUGGAAAUAAUAGAUUCCCUUCCCCUUCUCAUCACCCUGUCACAUGUCUCUCUCUCUAACUGCCCGAAGAUAAAGUCUCUACCAAAGUGGCGUCAUCUUACAUCCCUCCGGAACAUAUCCGUUAGGCAUUGCCAAAAUAUCCAAUGCUUGCCCGAAGGAGGUUUGCCUCCCAAUUUGCAAGCGUUUCAUUGUGAGUGCGAGAAUAUGAAACAACCAGUGAGAGAAUGGGGCUUACCCCUGCUCACAUCCCUCACGUUUCUAGAUAUUAUUGGAAAAAACAUGGGAGGGGAGGGAGAGAAGGUGCGGUUUCCUGAGGAGGAGGAGGAUGAGGAGGAUGCCUGGAGUCUUCUCUUUCCUUCCUCUCUUACCUCUCUUUGGAUUGGCCAUAUGAGGAACGUGGAAAGACUAUCAGAUGGCCUUCGCAAGCAUCUCUCCUCUCUCCAAUUUUUAGGGAUUUCAAAUUGCCCGAAGUUGAGGGACUUGCCAAAGGAUGGCCUCCCUCCCUCCCUCCGAGAAUUGUGGAUAGAAGGAUGCGAGAAUCUGAAAGAUCGAUGCUCAAAACACACCGGCGACUAUUGGCCCCUCAUCCAAGAGAUCCCUGACAUCGAGAUUGAUUGGGUUCAGAUUCAAUGAAUUCAUUCGUCCUGGUACGGUAAGCUUUUUUAGGGUUCGGGUAAGUUUAUGGUUUCGAAGGCAUCGAUUUCCCAUUCUGCUUCCUCAAUUCGAUGCAAACUGAUUUUCCCUUCAUGUAGAUGUCUCACAUAAAUUUCCGGGAAAAUCCAAGAAAUCCAUGGCAUGCGCAUUGAUUAGUUUCAAAUCUGGUGAAGUGAAAUUGAUCCACUUUCGCUUUCAUUUGCUAACUGCCGCGAUUCAUCCUUCGAUGUGCAAUCAGUUUUCUAGGGUCCAGAUUUUUGGGUGAGAAAUACGAGGAAUGUGGAAAGAGUAUCAACAGUGGAGGAUGUAAGAAGCAUGGAGUAUUCUGUUUCCCUCAUCUCUACAUCUCUUUGGAUGAGAACUAUGAGGAAUGUGGAAAGAUUAUCAAGUGGUCUUCACAGCCAUCUCUCCACUCUCGAACAACUACAUUUUAUAGGUUAUUGGAACAUGCCAGAGGAUGGCUUCUUUCCCUCCGCCAAGUAUCCGACAUAAUUCAAUUUCAAAUUCUGAAAGAUUGAUGCUCAAAACUCAGUGGCGACUAUGGGCACCUCAUCCAAGAAAUCCCACUCAUCAUAGUCAAUCGAGUUCGGAUCCAAUAAGAAGAUAUCUAUCCAAUUUCUAAUUUUGCUCUUCAGAAUAUCCCACUGUUAUCUUUAUUUGGCAAAAUUUCUCAGGAGGAUCAAAUGCAAACAGUGCCGAGGGAAAGGGGGAAAGGAGUAAUAAGGAAGACUAUGAUCUGUCCAAAUUCUGGAGAUAUUUCUAUGCGAG